This is a messenger RNA of Rattus rattus (black rat), 4193 nucleotides long. RefSeq names its product SRSF protein kinase 1 (gene Srpk1). Gene Ontology annotation, biological process: spliceosomal complex assembly; protein phosphorylation; regulation of mRNA processing. The transcript has 16 exons. NCBI's taxonomy places the organism in Eukaryota, Metazoa, Chordata, Mammalia, Rodentia, Muridae. Gene Ontology annotation, molecular function: protein kinase activity; ATP binding. Bases 101 to 2050 code for a protein of 649 amino acids. The record is from RefSeq and is a predicted model, not a curated record.
CCGGCGCGCGCGGUGAGGGAGAGCUGGGAUUAGGGCCGCGGCGGGAGCCCGAGUCGGCGUCACUCGAGUGCGCAGGCGCCUGGCGGUUACCGGUCUCGCCAUGGAGCGGAAAGUGCUCGCGCUCCAGGCCCGAAAGAAAAGGACCAAGGCCAAGAAGGACAAAGCCCAAAGGAAGCCUGAAACCCAGCACCGAGGCUCUGCACCCCACUCCGAGAGCGACAUCCCCGAGCAGGAGGAGGAGAUUCUGGGGUCUGAUGAUGAUGAACAGGAAGACCCUAACGACUACUGUAAAGGAGGUUAUCAUCUUGUGAAAAUUGGAGACCUAUUUAACGGGCGAUACCAUGUGAUUCGAAAAUUGGGCUGGGGACACUUUUCCACAGUAUGGUUAUCAUGGGAUAUUCAGGGAAAGAAGUUUGUAGCAAUGAAGGUAGUUAAAAGUGCCGAACAUUACACAGAGACAGCACUGGAUGAGAUCCGGCUGCUGAAAUCGGUUCGCAAUUCAGACCCGAAUGAUCCAAACGGAGAAAUGGUCGUUCAACUACUAGAUGACUUUAAAAUAUCAGGCGUUAAUGGAACACAUAUCUGCAUGGUGUUUGAAGUUUUGGGACAUCAUCUACUCAAGUGGAUCAUCAAGUCCAACUAUCAGGGGCUUCCGCUGCCUUGUGUCAAAAAAAUUAUUCAGCAAGUGCUCCAGGGUCUGGAUUACUUACACACCAAGUGCCGGAUCAUCCACACUGACAUCAAGCCGGAAAACAUCCUGUUGUCCGUGAACGAGCAGUACAUUCGGAGGCUGGCUGCAGAGGCCACAGAGUGGCAACGGUCUGGAGCUCCCCCACCAUCGGGGUCUGCAGUCAGCACUGCUCCACAGCCUAAGCCAGCUGACAAAAUGUCAAAGAAUAAGAAGAAGAAAUUGAAGAAGAAGCAGAAGCGCCAGGCAGAAUUACUAGAGAAGCGAAUGCAGGAAAUUGAGGAAAUGGAGAAAGAGUCGGGCCCUGGGCAAAAAAGACCUAACAAGCAAGAAGAAUCAGAGAGUCCUGUUGAAAGACCCUUGACAGAGAACCCACCUAAUAAAAUGACCCAAGAGAAACUUGAAGAGUCGAGUUCCAUUGGCCAGGAUCAGCAUGGUGGAGAGGGUGGUGCGCCAGAAAUUAAUUGCAAUGGAGUGAUUGGAAUCGUUAAUUACCCUGCAAACAGUAACAAUGAAACCUUGAGGCUUAAAGAGGACCUACAUAAUGCUAAUGACUGUGAUGGCCACACUCUGAAGCAGGAGCCUAGCUUCCUAAGUUCUCCAAAUGGAGACAGUAGUCCGUCUCCAGAAACAGACUCAUGCACACCUUCGGGCUCUGAGGUGCCCGAGACCAUGGUGUGCCAGUCCUCUGUAGAGCAGUCACUCACCCAACAGGACAUCACCCACCUGCAAGAGAGCAUUCGGGCAGAUACGCCUUCUGGGGAUGAGCAGGAGCGGGAACACAAUGGAACGCUGGACAGCAAAGGAAAAUUCUCUGCUGGAAAUUUUCUUAUUAAUCCCCUGGAGCCAAAAAAUGCAGAAAAGCUCAAAGUGAAGAUUGCUGAUCUUGGGAAUGCCUGCUGGGUGCACAAGCAUUUCACCGAAGACAUCCAGACCCGGCAGUACCGGUCUUUGGAGGUCCUGAUAGGAUCUGGCUACAAUACCCCUGCUGACAUCUGGAGCACAGCAUGCAUGGCCUUUGAACUAGCCACAGGGGACUAUCUGUUUGAGCCUCAUUCGGGGGAGGAUUACACGCGAGAUGAAGACCACAUCGCCCUGAUCAUAGAGCUCCUGGGGAAGGUGCCUCGCAAGCUCAUUGUAGCAGGGAAAUACUCCAAGGAAUUUUUCACCAAAAAAGGUGACCUGAAACACAUCACCAAGUUGAAGCCUUGGGGUCUUCUGGAGGUUCUGGUGGAGAAGUAUGAGUGGCCUCAGGAGGAGGCUGCUGGCUUCACAGAUUUCCUGCUGCCCAUGUUGGAGCUCAUGCCUGAGAAGAGAGCCACUGCCGCUGAGUGUCUCCGGCAUCCUUGGCUGAACUCCUAAGCCAGCCCUGCCCGCCCGCCACUGCAGCAGGCUCAUCAGACUGACCCUCCCUCCGGCCCUCCCCUCUGAGGCUUCCCUCUCUUUUUUCCAGGGCAAAGCUCUUUCUUUCAAGGGUUUCUAUUUUUUUUAAUCCAACAUGUUCAUUUGGGUUUGCUUCCUUGAUCCUGUGGGAAUCCCACAGCCAUUGGGCAUCCUAGGUGAAUUUGGCCUUGGUUGGGCUCUGCCAAAGACUAAAAGUGUGAACAGCCUCACCCUCUGCCCGCCAUUCUCAUUGUCGUCCGUGCCCUUUCUCAGAAGAGCCGUGAAGAUCUGAGCCCACCCUUCUUAUCCACUGACUCUUAAGAGACAUUUUCUAGUGCAUAUCCCGCUGCCAGCACCAGGUUGAGGAGGGGAGGGUGUGGGUUCUGUGAACAGCAUAGACAUUAAAUGCGCUGUAUCCAGGCUGCAUCAUCUUCCUGGAUUCUUUGUGUUUUCUAUGUUCACAUUUUUUUCCUGCGACUUUUACGCUACGUUUUUCGGUGAGCAACCAGUUUGGGUGCCAUUUUAUCACUGUUCAAGCGCUGUUCGAGCCCCUCAUCUUCUCACAACCAAGUUCCUGGAAUCUUGAGUCUGAUUUUUAAUGUAAACGAAACAGAACCAGUGAAUUACAGUUCCUGGGAGCCUCAGGUGUUGUGAAGUCGUCCUUUCUGUGUCCUGUGUUGCCCUAAGAACCCUCUCUUGAGUCCGAUCCUCCCACUUGGGGCCCUCCUCAGCUUGAGUGGACGUGGACUGUCUUGUAACGAGCUUUGGGGUGAUCCAGACAGGAGAUGUGGGUUUCAGGGCUGUCUGUCCGGUUCAGGGAGUGUCCCCACAUUCCAAGUCCUUCCCAGAUGGCUCUCUGCUUCCACCCCCAGCCCGCCAGCCCGCCCGCCUGCCUGCCCGCCCGCCUGCCUUGCCUAGAGUUCUGGCCUUGACUCAGUUUCUCCAUGUGGCUUUGCUGUUCUCACUUCUCAGAGGCUCGGGGUCUUUGAGACCCUGGAUGAGGAACCAAGGGAGGAGAGGAUGGCACUUUUCUCAUUCUUCCCGUUGGUUUUGACAUUAGUCACCCUAUGCUGCUAUUUCCUUGUAUAAUGUAAGUUUUUUUUUUAACAUCAAUUUUGAGAUGAUUGAAAUGUACUUGAGGCUUUUUCUUAAUGCAAAAAGGCUUUGUGAACUUUGUUUUAGGCCCGGCCCCUUAUAGACUUGAUUACCUAAAUCUUACAUGUUCCUGGGGUGAAGCCCACAUCAGAAGAAAGGCGGGAUUGGGGUCACGUGACAGCUGCUUGCAAAUUUUAGCAGGGACCAAGUGGGUCUUGAUUACAGCACUCUGGAAACAGCUCAGUCUCUAACUUGGAGAAAGCCAAGGAAUUGCAAGCCAAGGCUUUCCUGAGCAAGCUGAAUGAAACCCACCACUGCCUCCUUCCUGUGUGGAAGACUCGAGAGUCACCCUCGUGAUUGGCUCACCAGCAAGCAGCUGCCUGUAACUCACCAACUUCACCUGAGGAACUGGCCAGCCAUUCAUUGGCUCUGGAUUGGUUGUUUGGAAGCAGACAUGUUCCUGUAGAGAGUUUUAGGUCAGGCUAUCUGUGUACCUACCAAGAACAGAGAGCAGAUGACAUCACACAACGGCAGGGAAAUCCUACAGCAGUUGCAAUCCACUCGGGGUUGUCAACUGUGCUGACAUCUAAAGCAAUAGCAGACCUGAAACUGCGUCUCAGCAAAUCUCAGUUGUGGGAUUAUAGGAAUCCUAGUGACAUUAAGGUGACCUAACCAAGAAACACAAGCCAACAGCAGGCCUGUUUUAAUCAUUGACUCCAUGGGAAAUUUUAAUGGGGGGAGACCCUGGAACUUCAUUCCGGAAAUAAGUCCCACCAAAUAAGGGCUUUCCCCCUGCUGCUUAAGUGAGGAGCAGAGAACCUGGGUGAGGGGAAGGAGGCAGGGGCAGAAGCUGCCCUCCCGUGGCUCCUGAGCUAGGCUGAGCAGCAGAUGCCAUGGAGGCCAGGUCUGCUGCAGGACUGCUGUUGGCUCCUGGGUACAGGUACAGUCCUGCUGUGUUUUAUAUUCUUUCUACUGAGUGCGAUGUUUGUCCUCACAAGCCGAUCAAUAAACAGAGUCUUUAAUAACA